This is a messenger RNA of Hippocampus zosterae (dwarf seahorse), 912 nucleotides long. It is a transcript of the gene uxt, whose product is annotated as ubiquitously-expressed, prefoldin-like chaperone. Lineage: Eukaryota; Metazoa; Chordata; Actinopteri; Syngnathiformes; Syngnathidae. The record is from RefSeq and is a predicted model, not a curated record. Gene Ontology annotation, molecular function: transcription corepressor activity. Bases 1 to 546 code for a protein of 181 amino acids. The transcript has 6 exons. Gene Ontology annotation, biological process: negative regulation of transcription by RNA polymerase II.
AUGUCAUAUUUUUGCGCCCUAAUGUCAGCUCGAGAAAACAAGCAAACGACGAUGGUACCACCUGCUAUACACAAAACUAACCCAGAUUCUCAUGGUACAGUGGAUUCGAAGGUGCUGCGGUAUGAACGGUUUAUUGACGACGUACUGAAGAAACGUUUACAAAAAGUGACGGAGCAACGAGAUGCUGUUUAUGAGCAGAUCUCUCAUUACCUGCAGCUGAAGAACACAUUGCAGCGUCUGCAGGAGACAGAUUCUCAUCGACUCAAGACCGAUGUUGACCUGGGCUUUAACUUCUAUGUUCAGGCCGAAGUGGAGGACUCAUCCAGGAUCUUUGUGUUAGUGGGCCUUGGCUUCUUCGUGGAAAUGGAGCACGCUGAAGCUCUUCACUUCAUCGACAAAAAGACGAGUCAACUAACGGCCUCCACAGAUCAGCUGACUAAAGAAUGUGCCAAAAUUAAAGCAAACAUCCGCCUGAUGCUUCAGGGUCUGCGAGAACUUCAGGGUCUGACCGACCUUCCAGAACGCAGCAGGAGAGAAAUCUUCUAGAUUUGUACCUCCUCAGAACCCCUCAUGAGGAGAGACAAUGUCCGGUCGCACACGACGAGGAGGAUCAACCUGAACAUUUCAUGGUUGUUCUUCUGGAGUGACCAGAUUUGGUGGAUUUUCAAAUGGACACGUGCAAGCAAGAGAUGCUACGCCCACACCCGGAGGGUUUGAGGGCAACUUGAUGAAGAAGGUGUUGUUUUCAUAUCCAAACGUGGGCCAUUGAUACGGCGACAUGUGGCUGAAUUAAGUCAAGGACUGGAGAAAUAAUUGUCACACACUGUGUGGCAUUUCACAAGUUGGAUUAUUUUCAUGUAAUUUCUCACAAUGUAAAUAAAUGGACAAAAACUCAAAAUGUUCCCAAAAUAA